GGCUCCCUCUUUGUCUCUCUGCCUAUCUCUUUCUUAAUGUUUCUCACUCUAUCACUGCCUCUUUCUGCCACUGCUACUCUUUCUCUCAUUCUUCCUCCCACCCAACUUCCCUCCCUUUCUCUCUCAAGUCGGAUUCCUUGUCUCUAUUCCUCUCUACUUCUUUUCCUCUCCUCAACUUCCUCUGUAUCUGGGCCCUGGGGGAGGCAUGUUCCAGAUGGAGAUGAGGGGUACAUCUAUCCCUUCCCCAGCCACAACCGCUCUCACCUUCAUUUCAGAUGCUGCCUGCAACUGCCUUAACCAUGGAUCUUUUGAGCACAGCCAUCUUACUUCUGGCCCUGGCUCUUAGCUGUCUUUUCCUGACUCUUGGCUCAAGGCGCAAGGAGAAACUUUCCCCAGGACCCAGACCCCUUCCAUUCAUGGGAAACCUGCUGUAGCUUAGCUCCCAAAACAUGCUCACAUCCCUCACAGAGCUCAGUAAGGAAUAUGGCCCUGUGUACACCUUGCAUCUGGGAUCCAGGCAGGUGGUGGUCCUCAGCAGAUACCAAGCUGUGAAGGAGGCUCUUGUGGACCAUGAUAAGGACUUCAGUGGCCAGGGUGAUGUCCCCUUAUUUUCCAAGUUCAACAAGGGAAAUACUAUUGCUUUCUCCAAUGACAAUAAAUGGAAGGUCCUAAGAAAGUUUGCUGAACAGACUUUGCAUAACAUCAGGAUGGGGAAACAGAGCUUCGAGAAGCGCAUCAUGGAAGAAGUCAGCUUCCUGAUGGUAGAGCUAAGGAAAAAUGAAGGCCAGCUCUUAGACCCCACUUUGGUGCUGAGACUUUCUCUGUGCAACAUCAUCUGCUCUGUGCUCUUCGGCAGCCGCUUUGACUAUGUGACCAUCAGUCAGCUCCUCAGUGACAACUUCCAGAUCAUUAACAGCCACUGGGGCAAGAUGUACAACAUCUUCCCAAGGCUCCUAGACUGGCUGCCUGGGCCACACCAACGUCUCUUCCAUAACCUGAAGUGCCUCAAGCACCUCAUCACCCUCAGCAUUUGUGAACACCAGGCCUCCUUUGACCCCAGCUCUCCCCGGGACUUCAUCGACUACUUCCUCGCCAAGAUGACACAGGAGCAUCAGGACCUGAUGACCCACUUCAACUUGGAGACCUUGGAGACCACCACGCACAAUCUGCUCUUUUCUAGCCUAGAACCCUUGAGCAUCACGCUGCUCUAUGCCUUCCUCACUCUGUUAAAGUACCCGAAAGUUCAAGCCCACGUACAGGAGGAGAUUGACUGUGUGGUGGGGCGUGCACGGCGUGCACGUGGGGCCAUGCCUUACACGAACGCCAUGAUCCAUGAGGUACAGUGCUUUGCAGACAUCAUGCCGAUGAGCUACCCACACCGAAUCUCCAGGGACACAGUAUUCCGUGGCUUCCUGCUGCCCAAGAGCACAGAUGUUAUCACUCUCCUCAGCACAGUCCACCAGGACCCCAGUCUGUUCAUGACGCCCCAGGAGUUCAACCCUGAGCACUUUCUGGAUGCCAGUCAGUGCUUCAAGAAGAGCCCUGCCUUCAUGCCCUUCUCUGCUGGGAGUUGGAUGUGCUUGGGACAGUCCCUGGCAAGCAUGGCGUUCUUCCUCUACCUCACCACCAUCCUGCAGAGUUUCUCACUGCAGCCGCUGGGGGCGCCCGAGGACAUAAACCUGACCCCAAUUGGCCCUGGCCCCAACAAGAUACCAAGACCCUUCCAGAUGCGUUUGUGCAAAUGCUGAGACUCCGCCCACAUUCCUGCCAGUGCUUCUCAUCACACUUUUUCUGUUUCAUUUUUUUUGCCUCAAACCUUCCACCCCACCCCAAAUAAGUCUUCUACUUGUUUUAAAUCUCCAUGGCUACCUGCCAAUCCAGAGUCAGC
Molecule: messenger RNA, 1888 nt
Organism: Equus caballus (horse)
Lineage: Eukaryota; Metazoa; Chordata; Mammalia; Perissodactyla; Equidae
Source: RefSeq, a predicted model, not a curated record